Molecule: messenger RNA, 662 nt
Organism: Synchiropus splendidus (mandarinfish)
Lineage: Eukaryota; Metazoa; Chordata; Actinopteri; Syngnathiformes; Callionymidae
Gene: iqcc
Product: IQ motif containing C
Exons: 5
Coding region: 32-583 (183 amino acids)
Molecular function (GO): protein binding
Source: RefSeq, a predicted model, not a curated record
CCGACCCCGCGCUUCCUCAGUUUCCAUAGUGAUGGACAGAAGUCAGUGGGAGAAAACGCUCACUCUUUUUCAGGCGCGUGCACGUGGACAUCUGAUCCGAGAAGAAGUCCGUCAUGCGCGAGAGAACUUCAUCGAUAUCGUGACUGAGAUCGACGGAGGUCUUGAGCAUUUAGUGUGGCGGAGCUCCGUCAUAGCCACGCCCCACUUUACUGACACGGAUGGACCUCUGCAGACCCAAAAUUAUGAUCUGGCAGCAGAGAGUCUGCUGGCUGAGGUGCGACCUGUAGAUCAGGGUCUCAAUCUGCAGAGGACAGAAGCUGAGAGAGACGACUCUCGCAUGAGCAAUGACGGAGAACUGGACUCACCAGUGGGUGGAGGGCUGAAGGAAAACAUGAGAGAUGUCUGGACCGGUACGGACCAGCACGGCCGUCCCCAGAAGGGUCCUCUGCUGGAGAACAUCCCCAGGACCCCCGAGGACCUGCAGCUCCACAAGGACGCCCUGACCAUGGAGCUGAUCUGGCUGCAGCAGGCCAUCCACAGCAGGAAGAAGUAUUUGUCUCUGAAGUCCAAACUGACCAGCUGAAGAACACUGAACACUCCAGAAUUGAUUUUCUGUUUGUGAAUAGUUAUGACUGAUGUAAAUAAAAUCUAUUUUUGUGAAC